Toxotes jaculatrix (banded archerfish) is the source of this 1024-nucleotide messenger RNA. RefSeq names its product very-long-chain enoyl-CoA reductase. Lineage: Eukaryota; Metazoa; Chordata; Actinopteri; Toxotidae. Gene Ontology annotation, biological process: very long-chain fatty acid biosynthetic process. The record is from RefSeq and is a predicted model, not a curated record. Gene Ontology annotation, molecular function: oxidoreductase activity, acting on the CH-CH group of donors. The transcript has 13 exons. The coding region runs from base 1 to 936 and encodes 311 amino acids.
AUGAGCCGGACCACCUUCUUUGAGGUGGAGGUCCUGGACGCCAAGACAAGAGAGCAGCUUUGUUUUUUAGAUAAGGUGGAGCCCUGCUCAACAGUCGGAGACAUCAAGAGCCUUUUCCACAAAUCAUAUCCUCACUGGUAUCCAGCAAGACAGGCCCUGAAGCUUGGUCCCAAGGGAAAAUUACUCAGAGAUGAUGAAAUCUUACAGAACCUCCCUGUCGGGACCACUGCCACCAUAUACUUCAGAGAUCUUGGUCCACAACUGGGUUGGACCAUGGUGUUUCUGGCUGAGUACAUCGGGCCCCUUCUCACCUACCUCCUCUUUUUCUUUCGAGUACCGUACAUUUACUCACACAGACAUGCCUUCACCUCCAGUCCCCAUCCUGUUGUCACAUUAGCCUGUGCCUGUCAUACCUUCCACUACCUGAAGAGGUUGAUAGAGACUAUUUUUGUUCAUCGAUUCGCUCAUGGGACCAUGCCACUCAGGACAAUAGUCAAGAAUUGUGCUUAUUACUGGGGCUUCUCAGCCUGGUUGGCCUAUUACAUCAACCACCCUCUUUAUACACCUCCAUCAUAUGGAGAACUACAGGUCAACUAUGCACUGGUCAUAUUUGUGGUGUGUGAACUGGGAAACUUCUCCAUUCAUUUGACUCUGAAUAACCUCAGAGGAGACGGACCCAGGGGCAGAAGGUACCCUGUUCCAACAAAGAACCCCUUCACCUGGCUGUUCUUCUUUGUGUCCUGUCCAAACUACACAUAUGAGGUUGGAGCAUGGGUGAGCUUCUCCAUCAUGACACAGUGUUUGCCAGUGGCAUUUUACACGUUACUGGGGUUCGUUCAGAUGACCAUCUGGGCCAAAGGGAAGCACAAAGCCUACAGCAGGGAGUUCAAGGACUACCCCAGCCUCCGGGUGGCCAUUAUCCCUCUGAUUCUCUGAUGGUGGCUGAAACAUGAACUACUGCAGCAUAUCAGGGCUGUACAUUCACUCCCUGAAAGUGUGAGUCCAGCACUAUGCAAUUUGUUUU